AUGUUAGAAGCUUAUCCUAAGCUCGCCGACUCGCGCAGCAUUCGGGUCAUCAAACUUCAUGGCGCCACCAAGCUCAGCGUCGAUAUUCGGUUCGAUCUUAUUGCCGUGUCUCUCGAUGCCCCUUUGCCCUAUGAGGCUAUUUCAUAUACAUGGUCUGGGCAAGCACUCGACCAGCCUGUCUAUGCCAAUGGCAAAGAGCAUCUUGUCACUAGAAAUGCGGAGCAUGUCAUGAGGAGACUACGCCCAAACAGGCCUGAACAUUCCCGCAAUCUGUGGAUUGAUGCCAUCUGUAUUAACCAAAAAGAUAACAGAGAAAAGGCGGUAGAGGUGCAACUGAUGUUUGAAAUCUAUGCCAAUGCAAAUUGUGUCAAUAUUUGGCUUGGCCAAGGAACUGAAUCAACUGCUCUCGCACUCAAGUGGCUGAGAUGGUACAGUUGGUCGUUUCCCGCAAUUUGGAAAACCCAGGCGAAAUUUGCAAGAGCUAUUACGUCUGUGGAUUCAAUCUUCAUAAGGCUCCUUUUGGGGAUAGCAGCAGUAAGCAUGUCAUGUGUCUGCGCAUGCAUCAUGAUGCUUGUUGGAGCCAUAGUCAUAUUUCCUUUUGGGCUGUUACCCAUGUUCAAAAGUGGGCAGUUUUGUUAUCCUCUAUUUUCAGCUUUCCUAACUAAUAAACACACUUUUAGGCCAUAAAAAGUUAUUUCAAGCUGGUUUGGCAGACUUGGCGUCCAUGGAGUAUUGGGAGAGAGCAUGGACGGUUCAAGAAGCAAACGCGAACGAAUUGUGCUUUAUUCUAUGCCGAUCAUCUGCACCGUUUCGCCUUGAUCUAUUUUACAUGAGCCAUAAUAUGAUCCCACCUAUGUAUAUCUUCAGCUCUCUUAACAACAGCAAACCAAACCAGCGCUAUGGCUUACACAUACUUGACAU
Molecule: messenger RNA, 921 nt
Organism: Trichoderma atroviride IMI 206040
Lineage: Eukaryota; Fungi; Ascomycota; Sordariomycetes; Hypocreales; Hypocreaceae
Source: RefSeq, a predicted model, not a curated record